Leptonychotes weddellii (Weddell seal) is the source of this 5919-nucleotide messenger RNA. The record is from RefSeq and is a predicted model, not a curated record. NCBI's taxonomy places the organism in Eukaryota, Metazoa, Chordata, Mammalia, Carnivora, Phocidae.
ACGGGGAGUGGAAGAAUUAAAUGAAACUGGGAGGGCCUUAAACUAGGGGGCAAGGGCUUGGUGGGCGAGGCCUUAAGGGAUGUGUAGUCUGUGUGGGCGUGGUCUUUUGGCUACGGGAGAUCUGGUACCGAGUGGGCGGGGCCAUUAUGAGGCGGAGCCUGGCGUGGAAUUCUUCGCUCCCUUCUGCUAUGCAGCAUGGGGCAUCGUACUCUAGCUUCUUUCCCGGCCCUGUGGGCCUCCAUCCCCUGUCCACGCUCGGAGCUGCGCCUGGACCUGGUUCUGGCUUCCGGACAGUCCUUCCGGUGGAGGGAACAAAACCCUGCGCACUGGACUGGAGUGCUGGCGAACCAGGUAUGGACACUGACCCAGACUGAGGACCAGCUCUACUGUACUGUGUACCGAGGCGACAAGGGAUGGGUUGGCAGGCCUACAUCAGAAGAGCUAAAGACUGUGCACCAGUACUUCCAGCUGGAUGUCAGCCUGGCUCAACUAUAUCACCAUUGGAGUUCUGUGGACCCCCACUUUCAAGAGGUGGCUCAGAAAUUCCAAGGUGUACGACUCCUGCAACAGGACCCUAUCGAGUGCCUUUUCUCCUUCAUCUGUUCAUCCAACAACAACAUUGCUCGCAUAACUGGCAUGGUAGAACGGCUCUGUCAGGCCUUCGGACCUCGGCUCAUCCAGCUUGAUGAUGUCACCUACCAUGGCUUCCCCAGCCUGCAGGCCCUGGCUGGGCCAGAGGUAGAGGCUCAGCUCAGGAAGCUGGGCCUGGGGUACCGUGCGCGCUACGUGAGUGCCAGUGCUCGAGCCAUCCUAGAAGAACGGGGUGGGCUACCCUGGCUGCGGCAGCUGCACAUGGCCCCCUAUGAGGAGGCCCACAAGGCCCUCUGCACCUUGCCCGGGGUGGGCACCAAGGUGGCUGACUGCAUCUGCUUGAUGGCCCUAGACAAGCCCCAGGCCGUGCCCGUGGAUGUCCACAUGUGGCAGAUUGCCCAGCGUGACUACAGCUGGCACCCCACCACGUCCCAGGCCAAGGGUCCAAGCCCCCAGGCUAACAAGGAACUGGGAAGCUUUUUCCGGAGCCUGUGGGGACCUUAUGCUGGCUGGGCCCAAGCACCUCCCAGCCGUGACUCCAUGCCUCUCUCUGCACCCUGAGAGCCCUUUCUGGAAGGCAGGUUACUGCUGAAAAUCCUUCUGGAGCUCGCCAGUAUCUUCAGGACUGAGUCCGUUCUCCACUGUGGCACUCGAGGCCUCUACCUGCAUUUCCAGUCUGGGCUCCUGCCCCGCAGCCCCUCCAGUCCGUCCGGGCUUACUGAACACGUGUACCUCCCUGAAUGGCCACAUUCUCCCUCUCUUGCCUCUGGCCCUCUGCAUGCCAGUUCCCUUUGCCUCAGACAUGAUUCUGCUGUACCUGGCUAAUUCCUACCUAGCUGUCGAGUCUGAUAGGUCUGUCAGGCCAUCAGCAUCCUUCCAGGACCCCAGAGAUUGGAGUAGAUGUCUCUAAGAGUUAUACUGUUCUCCCUCUAGACUUGGAGGUCAGGGACUCUCACUGGGAUAGAGUAGGUGUCAGGGAGUGUUGAAUGAAUGAAUGAAUGAAUGAAUGAAUGAAUGAGGUUCUUUAGUAAGCAUCCCUGAGCAGUCACUGUGUGCUUGACUUGAUGCUAGGUGCUGUGGGAGCUGAGGUCUGGAGUGGGGUGGGGAGGACGCCUGGGGAGGCUGGGACCCAGGAUUAGGAACUCACCUUCCACUUGCUCUUGGCAAAAUUCUUCUUGAUCUGCUCACUCACCGACUGGUGAAUAUUCUUAUCUAGAGCCGUAUCUCCUGCAAUCCUAGGAUGGGGGUGUGUGGAGGGUUGUCUGUGAAGGCAGAGGCAGGUUUGAGGGCCCCAGACCCCAUCCCAGCUUGCAGCUUGUGGGAGCUCUCACCAUGGGUGCUGCAAGGCCUGUUCACAGGUGAACCUCUUUUCAGGAUCCUUCUCCAUCAAGUGCUGGAUGAAGUCUUUGGCUGAACCCCCAAGGCAAAGGCAAAGACAGAAACAGCAUGGUGGUGCCUGUGGACACCCCCAAGACAAAACCCACCCCCUCAGGUCUGGCCUGGCAUUUAAGCAAGACAAGAGGCCAGAUCUGUCCAUCCACCACCCGACCCCACUUGUACUCUUUCUCUAAGCCCCCCGCCCACCGCAGCCUUCCAGCUCUCUUUUUCCCUUAUGAAAAACUUGUUCUUAAAGAAGGUUCUACUCAGUGUAUUCACACUGAUGUGUAAGUGACUGAUAAUGGCUUCAUAGGUUUGCCUCCUAAUAGGCACAAAAGGACAGAUGAAAACCUUUAUGGUGGUGUUUUAGGCAUUAGGAAGUCAAAUGGAUGAGGUAUUUUCAAAAAUACUAUUUUUGAAGGCUGAAUGAAUGCAUGCCUACAAGCUUCUCAGACCGGGGGCUAGGCAGAGGGAAGCACCUGGGGUGGGGUGUCUGGUCUUGAAGACAGCUCUCAGUUUGGGGCUGGGGAAUCUGACCAAAGGCAGGCAGUGAAGAGACCCCAAAACAGAUGUGAAAGGCACCAGAGGUAGGGCCCAGGGGAAGAAGGCAAAGUCUCAAAUACCAGAGUCAGAGAUGUCGUCCCAGUAAGGAGAGUCAAACUCGUACUCGGCCUUCAAAAUCUGUUCAAAGAGUUUGGCAUCAUUCUCGUCAUAGAAGGGGGGGUAACCGCAGAGCCUGGGCAGGGAGAAACUCAUCCUCAUAUCCACUUUCAGUGCACCCAUUGGCUCCAGGAUGGGGCUUUGGGGCAGUCUCGGGUCAGGCCGCACCCACAGGGGGGAGUUCCCCCUUUUACAAAGAGGGGAUAUCUGCCCCUCUCUGAUUUUUUUCAUUCCUGUCCAGCUACACUAGCCUUUCUGUUUCUUAAUUUGCUACCAUCUUCCCUUCCUCAGGGCCUUUGCACUUGCUGUUCCUUCUGCCUAAACCAUUCUUCCCCCACACCUCGAAUGUCUGGCUCCCUCACUUCAUUCAGGAGGCUAUUCAAAUGUCACCUCCUAAGAAAGGACUUUCCUGACCUCCUUAUCUAAAAUGGCAUCCAUCCCCAUCUCCCUACCCUGCUUGAUUUUUCUUCAUAGUAUCUUAAUACCUGACAUUAUUUUAUAGAUUUAUUUACUUGUUUAUUAUCUAUCUCCCCUACUAGAGUUUUUCCUCCCUGAGGGCAGGCACUUUGUUUUGUUCUCUGCUAAAUCCCCAGUGUUUAGCAUAGUGCCAGAAACAUAGUAUGUAUUGAAUGAAGUAAUCUUACUCAUUAAUUGGUAGAUACAAACAUAGGCGGCAGGAAAGAAGAAAUAGCAGAGAGGAGGAAGAGAGCAAAGUAGGGGAGAGGAGAAUGCUGGAGCCACAUGCCCCAGUGGCCAAGCCCCCACUCACAGAAUGUAGGCAAUGACCCCAAUGGACCAGCAAUCCACUGCCUUGCUGUAGGGCUUCUGGGCCAGGACCUCAGGGGCUAUGGAGGGAAAGGGACAUGGUGGUGACAAAUCUCUGCCCUGCAGCUCCCGAUUCCUCCCCUACAUAUGGCCCCAGCCCAGGAUGCUCCAUACCCACGUAUCCUGGGGUUCCACAGGCUGUGGAGAGCACACUGCCAGGGUCCUCCAUCUUGGAGAGACCAAAGUCAGAGAUCAUGAUCUUGGAGUCUUCAUCCAGGCUGUAGUACAACAGAUUCUCUGGCUUGGAAGGGGGAGGGAAAGGAAGAGGCAGAGAUGGCCAGACGCUGGCAGAACCAUCUGCCUCCCCAAGCACCCCUCAAAAACUGAGAAAGCCACUGUGGCUUCACGGCUGCCAUCUUGGUUGAAGGCACAUGAAACUCAAGGAAGUUCUCAAGGAGGUUAAAAGUACCAGAAAGGACAAGGGCCUCGGGAAUGUGAGAAGGAAUUUUCUAUAAACUUCAGGUUUAUAUUGUGAGCCCUGAAUAAUUUUUGAGCACCUACUGUGUGCCAGCACUAGCUUGAUUUCAUUUCAUCCUUACCACAUCCCUGUCAGGCCAAUCUGAAUAAUCCCCCUUUACAGAUGGGAAAACUGAUGCCUUGAGAAGCAAAGUGACUUGCCUGAGAACCUACAGUUAGGGAGUAGUAGGGACAGAAUUCAAGCCCAGAUCUGUUUCACCCCAGCGCUCUUCUAGACCGGAGGAGAUGUGCUACAAAAUGUGAAUCCAUCAUAGUCUCUGAGGUGUAGGAUUUCAGGGGUUUCUGGCUUCCUUCUUUAUGUUUUGCUGUCCCCUCCAAGUUUUCUACAAAGAGCAAGGGGGACUUUUAUUAUGAGAAAAAGACCUAGCCGUUAUUUGGACAAAAUACCAGCUCCAUUCACCUUUGUAUCCAUUUAAGUGUCCAAACUGGAAGGGGAGGAGGCAGUUUAGGCUUUACAGGGUGCAUUUUGCAGAAGGGAAGCCAAAGCUCAGGGAAGGGGUAAGAGUUGCCCCAGGUCAUACAGUGAGGGGUUUGCGGAGGUCCCACCCGGCACCCCAGCUCACCACACACCCUCUCACCCCACCUUGAGGUCUCGGUGUACGAUGCCCAGGUCAUGCAGGUACUUGACGGCAUCUAGCACCUGGAAGAUGAGGCGGCUGGCGUCCCGCUCCGUGUAGAAGCCUUUCUCCACAAUGCGGUCAAACAGCUCCCCGCCGGACACCCUGCAGCCGGGGACAGGACAGUCUGGCCACAGAGGCUAGGGAGGGGCAGCAGGAAGAGGUGUGAGCAAGGGGUGAGGCCACUCACAGCUGCAUGAUGAGGUAGAGGUGACCCCCACUCUCAUAGAUGUCAUCCAGGGCUACAAUGUUGGGGUGCUUGAUCCUGAAAGGAGAAAUGAGGUAGUUCAGAGCUGAGGACAGCUCAGCCACUUCGCUACCCUCACCUCGAAAGGCCACUACUGCAGACCUGGGCAGGACAAACCAGAGUUCUGUCCCAAAAGGAAAAGCUGAUUUACCACAAUUUAUUAUGAUGUAAUGGAAGGUAGGAGAGCACAGAGAUAAACAAACACUGGGCCCUGGCGUCGGACCCAUUGGACUGGGUCUCACCUGCCUCUAGUGCGUGCUGUUUGGGGGCAAGUCUUUUCACCUUGCAGCACUGAUCAAUACACGAUUUUAAAAUGUUUCUGUGUUUAUAAGUCUGUCAGCCUCCGCCACCAGAACACCAGCUCCAGGAGACCAGGGGCUUUAUCUUACCAUUGUUCCUCCCACACCUGGGGUAGAGUAAGUGCUUACUUAUUCAUUGAAUAUUAAGCCUCAGUUUCCACAUCUAUAAUAUGAAGCCAAUGACUUCCCUCAGUACUUCCCUCAAAGAGUUGGGGUGAGGAUGACAUAAGAAAACGCAGAUAAGAAUCUUGGCAUAAUGCCUGGUACACACUGAAUGCUCAAUAAAUGAACCAAUGAUGGUGACUGAGCUUGACAGAAGCCAUGGCUCUGCCACAAAGUUGCUGUGUGACCUUGGGCGAAUCCCUUACCCUCUCUGGGCCUCAGUCCCCUCCCGGAACCCAGUAGUGGAAAUUAUCAUUUCAUCCCUGCCCAGGGUGGUUGGAAAGCUCAGGAGAGAGGAUGGAAGUGAAGGUUCUCUAUCAGCUUUCCAGUGAGGGCAGGAGGUUUCACAUCAGUAUGAGCUAAUCAUAGACUAGUUGGUUAUUUAAUCAGAGGGUCAUGAGACAGGCAUUUUUUAACUUCCUGAGUGGCUUGGCUUUAAUACAUAGGGGGGAACUUGAGGUAGGUCUACGAUCGCACCAGUUGAGAUACAUUGCUUUGAGCCACAUUCAAGGAUUGGCUUUUAGAUCUGACUGAACAGAUUAAACUGUAAAUAAGCAGUGGCAUUUCAGUCACAUCUGUCAUGUUAACUGCUGCACCAGACACAUGAAAUAAAGGAACCUCUAGGGACGCCUGGGUGGCUCAGUCGGUUGGGCGGCUGCCUUUG